ACAAGCCUUGUAAAAAUCCAUAUCCGUCUUUUUAUCACUUAAACUUCGGCUGCUGAACUGAACGACUGUCUGAAACCAUGAGGGAAAUCGUACAUAUACAGGCAGGGCAAUGUGGCAAUCAAAUUGGGGCAAAGUUUUGGGAGGUGAUUUCUCAGGAGCAUGGAAUAGACGCAACUGGAACCUAUCACGGAGACAAUAAUAACCAACUUGAAAGAAUAGAAGUGUACUAUAAUGAAGCUAUGGGAGGAAAAUACGUCCCAAGGGCUUGCUUGGUGGACCUAGAACCUGGUACAAUGGACUCUGUAAGAUGUGGUCCUUUUGGUGCCGUCUUCCGACCAGAUAAUUUUGUUUUCGGUCAAAGCGGUGCGGGAAACAACUGGGCUAAGGGGCAUUACACAGAAGGAGCAGAGCUAGUCGAAUCCGUUCUUGAUGUGGUCAGAAAAGAAGCUGAAAACUGUGACUGUCUGCAGGGAUUCCAACUAACCCACUCUAUUGGCGGCGGAACUGGAUCUGGCAUGGGGACUUUGAUUAUUGGGAAGGUCAGAGAGGAAUAUCCUGAUAGAAUUAUGAAAACCUACUCAGUUGUUCCUUCCCCAAAGGUUUCUGAAGUCGUCGUAGAACCAUAUAAUGCCACAUUGGCCGUUCACCAGUUAGUUGAGAAUACCGAUGAAACGUUUUGUAUUGAUAAUGAGGCUCUGUACGAUAUCUGCUUCCGUACUCUAAAGUUAUCGACGCCAUCAUAUGGGGAUUUGAACCAUCUUGUUUCAUCGACCAUGUCGGGAGUAACAACUUGUCUACGUUUUCCAGGACAACUGAAUGCCGAUCUGAGAAAACUAGCUGUUAACAUGGUACCUUUUCCUAGACUUCACUUUUUCAUGCCUGGAUUUGCGCCGUUGACAGCUCGAGGAUGCCAGUCAUACCGAGCUUUGUCCGUUGCUGAGUUAACACAGCAAAUUUUCGAUGCUAAAAACAUGAUGGCUGCUUGUGACCCAAGACACGGACGUUACUUGACAGUUGCAGCCAUUUUUAGAGGUAAAAUGUCUAUGAAAGAUGUCGAGGAACAAAUGCUCAACGUCCAAAAUAAGAAUAGUACAUAUUUUGUUGAAUGGAUUCCGUGUAAUGUUAAAACAGCCGUUUGCGACAUCCCACCAGUCGGCCUUAAAAUGUCAGCUACAUUUAUCGGGAAUAGUACAGCAAUUCAGGAAUUGUUCAAAAGAAUCUCUGAACAAUUUACUGUAAUGUUCCGUAGGAAAGCUUUUCUCCAUUGGUAUACUGGAGAGGGUAUGGACGAGAUGGAGUUUACUGAAGCCGAGUCCAAUAUGAAUGACUUGAUUUCUGAAUAUCAACAAUAUCAGGAUGCCACUGUGGAGGAUAAUAUGCUUGAUGACGAUGACUUUGAAGAUGAAGGAGAAGCUGAAGUCGCUUAAAUUAACCCUUCUUCGAAUAUUCCAAAGACAUUUAUUUUGCAUUUUUUACAUGUUUUACUUUUUAAAAUUCAUUAUUUGAUAACACAAGUAUAGCCAAGUGUCAGCUCAAUGCUUUGAUUUGUCAAAACAGGAUAAAAUGGCUGUGAUUUCAACGCAAACGUAGCAAUUUUUGUGAUGGACAUAUAUUGGUAUAUACAUGAGUAAUACCAUUUAGUUCUGAAAUAAAACAUUAAAGCUUUUUAGAGCAUACUUUGUAAUAAAAAUAAUAACAAUUUAAAUAGUUAAAUAAAUGAGGUAAAUUUUACUUAAUUUUUUAUAUUAUCUUAAAUGAAUGCAGCAGUUAAAAUGGAAUUUGCUAAGAUGUAUUUUAAUCAUGGGCGCGUAUGUGUGUUAUCAAAAGCUACAUUUCUUGCUUCCUUUUUCAGGCUAUGGGUUGUGUUAAAUUGUCAAUCUUAUAUGUACUUUAUACAUGGAAAGAACGAAGACGGGUGAAGAAAGUUGAACAUAUCUGUUGAGAUAUUUUUAUAUAAAUACUGCGAGAAUAUAUAAAGGAAAAUUAGUCAUUGACGUGUAAUGUUCCUUGCUAUAUUAUCUAAACAGGGUAAAUUUUGUAGGGACUGUCAAUGGAUUGUUUCAAAGGUUAGUUGCUAGUACUUCUCUUGACACAUUUCAACUUCUGUUUUGAUCUGUUAGAAAUUUCAUAUACUGUUCAUUUUUUCUUAAAUCAUUUUUUGUGAAAUAAAAAAAUAUUUUCUA
Messenger RNA from Mytilus californianus (California mussel), 2183 nucleotides. RefSeq names its product tubulin beta chain-like. The record is from RefSeq and is a predicted model, not a curated record. Gene Ontology annotation, molecular function: GTP binding; GTPase activity; structural constituent of cytoskeleton. The coding region runs from base 78 to 1427 and encodes 449 amino acids. Gene Ontology annotation, biological process: microtubule cytoskeleton organization; mitotic cell cycle. Gene Ontology annotation, cellular component: cytoplasm; microtubule. The transcript has 2 exons. Lineage: Eukaryota; Metazoa; Mollusca; Bivalvia; Mytilida; Mytilidae.